AUGCAGCUCCACAAUGGGCAGCAGCAGACUGAGGCCUCUGCGCCACCGUCUCCUGUGCUUUCUGUCGGUUUCUGGGACGCCUUCGCAGCGGGGUGUAUGUGGAGCGAGCCGGUAUUGGCUGCACUUUCUUUCUCUCCUCUAGGCAAAGACCACAUCUUGGUCCUCGCGACAGACGGUAGCAUCCAAGUUAAAACUAAAGAGAAUACGCCCUCCAAAAAAAAUGCAGCAGACGGCGCCAAGGAACAGCAGGAAGAGCAACAGCAGCACCUGGCAGGUGGCGGAGGAGAGCAGCAGCAGAGUGAAGAAAAUCGGGGUCGUUGGACUCCAGUGGUGACAGAAUUGCAGCUGCUGCCGGGCCAGUGGUCACGACCGAGGUGUCAGCUGGUCAUGCAGCCUCACCGCCUGUAUGCAGCAGAGAGCGGCGGCGAAGAGGCUCCAAAGCAUCGGGGAAAUUCCCCUAGCAAGAGCACAGAAGAAACAAAGAGAACCCCAUCAGAGGGGCAACUACCCACAGCUGCGGCCGCCAAACGCGCCAAGAAGAACAAUGGGAGUAGUAACGAAGGCAGGAGUGAAAUCAAGACAUUUGCAAACGCUAAAGGUGAAAGCAUCCUUUUUACAGUCCAUCUUAUCGAUGCACAGGCGACAGAGAUUCGAGCGACAUUCUUCGGCCGUGCUGCAUCUCACUGGCAUCCCCGUUUGUCGGUGGGCAAGGUCUACACUUUCAGCAAAGGCACUCUGCAACGUGCUAACAGGCUUCACAACUCGCUGCCGCACGAGGUCCAAAUCAAAUUUGAUGCUUCAGUAGAAAUAGAUGAAGUGGGGGACGACCCGUCAAUUCCUCUGCAAAAAUUUGAGCGGGUGUAUUUGGGGGACCUUCCGCGGUUUCCUCCCGGGAGCGUGGUGGACGUGUUGGGAUUUGUCGUGGGAGCGAAAGAGGUUGAAACGGUUUUGUCUCGGACGAAAAAUGAACAACUCCUUAGAAGAGAGUUGACGCUCCUAGAUGCCUCGGAGUCGCCUGUUUUCUUCACUCUCUUUGGCGCCCAGGCGCUUCAGCUGCCGCAUUCUGCUUUAGAAGACAAUCCGUUGGUUGCUAUCAAGGGUGCUAAAGUUCAGGAAUACGGGGGCCGGAGCUGUCUGGUUUCUUCUGCUCAAAUGCAGAUCACUUUCUUGCAGCGGGCACAUGCAACAGAAACAAAUAGAAGUACCAGGGCAGCAGCAGCACCAGCAACACAGAGGCAAAUGCAAGCCGAAAAAGAAACGACAGAAGAAAACAUGGCGCAUACAGGAGGUUCGUCCCGCACGCAAACCCCAAUUUUCGCAGGCGUUGCUGCAGCAGAUGUGCAAGGAGAGUUGGACUGGUUUUCUGCAAAGGGAGCAGCCAUUCUGAACACCCUAGAGGACUAUGGCCCGAAGGCGGCGUUUCCUCUUACACUGGGGGAGGUUGGGCGAGCAGUGCAGCAUCUGCACUUGGAGGAGGUGGGGUCGAGCAGGGCGUUCAACGUCAUAGGUAGCCUCUUGGACCUGCAGGGGGCGCAUCUCUUCUGGCUGUGA
Messenger RNA from Eimeria maxima, 1551 nucleotides. RefSeq lists its product as hypothetical. The record is from RefSeq and is a predicted model, not a curated record. The coding region runs from base 1 to 1551 and encodes 516 amino acids. The transcript is spliced from 10 exons. Lineage: Eukaryota; Apicomplexa; Conoidasida; Eucoccidiorida; Eimeriidae.